Messenger RNA from Marchantia polymorpha subsp. ruderalis, 2987 nucleotides. The record is from the annotation of a GenBank genome assembly. NCBI's taxonomy places the organism in Eukaryota, Viridiplantae, Streptophyta, Marchantiopsida, Marchantiales, Marchantiaceae.
UCUGUCUGAAGUCAAUACUACAAAAGUCUGCGUUCUCUGCCGUUUCUUCUCAUGAUUACGGCGCAGGAAUUCAUCAUUUGCUAAUCGGUCUAUGAGUUGAGCUUUGAGAUUCAAAUCUGAAACAUCCUCGCGCUGUAUCGGACUCUUUAAACUGGGAGAAAUACAAUCCUGGCAUGACUGUAAAAGCAGCUCUCCGAUUCCACCGCAGAACCUUAUUCCUCUGCACGCAACUGGUUCUACUGCAGUCCGAGGCAUUCAAGCUCCAUGCAGUAAUCCUCUAAAGCGGAAGAAACGACGGAGAAAAUCUCCACAAUGUUACGGAGUGACAUGAGCUUGUCUGACGGUAGAGUACGUGAUGGAGCAUUCGUAAUGGAGUAGUCGGUGAUUCGGACCUCAUCGCUCUCAGCUGCUGUCCGGUGCCGCAGCCCGUCUCAUGAGUCUCGGUUCCAAGUUGAAGACGCACUGCUCUGUCCACAACAGCUCGAAAUUUCCAUAUCGCAGUGGGUUGCGGCGGAAACAUGGCAACCCAGACAGCAGUGACGAAAGGUGGCGGCGGGGACGCGAUGAAUAAGAAGCGCUAUGAAGGGCGACUUACGCCUUACGUCUUAUGCACAGUCGCCGUCGCAACAUGUCUCUCGUUGGCAGGCGGUUAUCAGAUCAAUAUUGCAGGAGGAGUGUCAGCCAUGGACUCGUUUCUUAAAGAGUUCUUCCCGGAUGUGUAUCGAGGGAGGAGAAGCAAGAACAACUACUGCCGCUACGAGGACCAGUUUCUGCAGUUUUACACCUCGUCGCUGUACCUGGCAGCGCUGCUGAGUUGCAUUACGACUCCCUACCCAUCUCGCGUCUGGGGAAGGCGCAAAACGAUUCUGCUGAGUGGCAUCAUCUUCAUGGUGGGUACUUGUAUCGGCGCAGGUGCACUCAAUAUCGGCAUGCUCCUCUCCGGUCGAAUUCUCCAAGGUCUUGCCAUCGGAAUGAGUGUCCAGAUAGCACCCGUGUACAUAGCAGAAAUGGCACCCGCGCACGCGAGGGGAGCUUUGAUGGGAACCAUCGAGGUGUCAUUCUCGUUCGGGAUCUUUGCAGCUGGAAUUACGAGCUACAAGGCGGAGACAAUCGACCCUUGGGGAUGGCGGCUGGCGUUGGGGAUGGCAGGAGUGCCGGGCAUGGUGUGGUUGUUGGGCGGGAUCUUCCUGCCCGACACACCGGCCAGCACUCUGCAGCGCGGAUACCCGGAGAAAGCUCGAGAGAUUCUGGAGAGAAUUCGGGGAACUCCGGACGUGGACUUGGAGUUCCAACACAUCACCGAGGCCGUGCACAAAGCGCACUCGGUCACUUUCGAUUUCAGAGCUCUGACGCAACGCCGCUACAGGCCGCAGAUGAUCGUCGGGGUGUGCAUUCCCUUCUUCUUCCAGAUGACUGGCGCCAACGCCGUCAGCUUCUACGCCCCGGUCUUCUUCCGAUCCAUGGGCCUCGGAGCCAAGUCCUCUCUGUACUCGAAUGCCAUCAUCGGCGGCGUGAAGGUCAUGUCCGCAGCAUUAGCAGUUCGCUUCGUCGACAGAUGGGGACGCAAAAACUUGCUCUAUGAAGGCGGCAUCCAGAUGUUCGUCUCCUUGAUUACCAUCGGUGCGCUUCUGCAGUACCAACUGGACCUCCACGACCCGCCCUCGAGAGUGGUGGCCAUCUGCGUGGUGGUAGUGUUUUGCGUCUACGUGAGCGGCUUCACGUGGUCCUGGUCAUCGCUGGCGAUGGUGAUCCCCGGUGAGAUAUUUCCCCUGGAGAUUCGUUCAGCUGCCAUGAGCUUGAACGGGUUCUGCCUCUACAUCGUCGGCUUCAACAUCGCUCAGUGGUUCUACGUCAUCCUCUGCGGCAUGCGAUUCGGCAUCUUCUACUUCUUCGCGUUCUGGAUCGCAGUCAUGACCAUUUUCGUGUUUGCCCUGGUCCCCGAAACCAAGGGUGUCGGUCUCGAGAGAACGCCAGUUCUGUUUGAACAGCAUUGGUUCUGGAGGAGGUUUGUUCCCUCGAGCUUAGAAGCACAGCAGACCAAGGUUCAAGACAACUUGUGACUCGCUCGUAUUUCAAGGUGUAAUAGUCUCGGCCUGUACGAGUCACCUUCAGGUCCGAGGUCAUUUGUUCCAUCGAUACCUUCUCAAUUCAACGAAAGGGAUUUUCAUCAGAUGUUUAUUCGUUGAUCUCCAUGCUUUAGCUGCUAAGAAUUGUGUCUAGAAUAAAAUCCUCACGAAUCUGACUUGCAGAGGCAUCACAGAAGCGAGAGCCCAAGUUUAGGACGAACUUCGGGUGAGAGGAGAGAAGAGACUCGAUGGUCGAUGUUUGUGUCAUGUCACUCGUCAGCUCUAUCUCUUCUUCACGAGGCUCUUUAUAGAAAGUUGUAAUAAAAAUGCUUCUGGAGUCUUGGAGAUUAGAUCUUCUCACGCACUUAUUACACGCCACAAGAUUAUCCAUUCAUUCAAUGGGUCGGCAAUUAAUGAGACGGUGAAGAUUGUGUGGUCGAUUACAAGGCAAGAAGGAGAAGGAGACGAAUGGAAUGUAAAAUAUGAUGGAACAUCUUGGAGAGGAGUACAAAGCCCAUGACAAAAAACUGGAUAAUUUGCAGUAAUCAGUAUUCGUAGAGAGAAAAUCUUCCAACAUGAAAGCAACACAACCUUCAAUUUGACAUGAGAGGUUGGUUAGAAAGGUGUAGAAUUUGCCACAGAUUUCACACAAUCUGUGGCAAAUAGUGAUUUUUCUUGAAAUGUCAUGUACUUAUCAUAGUCUUUGCUUUAAGUGCCACGGUCUUAGAGUAACUAUCUAAAGCCGUGUUGACUGCUGGACUGCUCUAAAAUAUUGAAAAAACCCUUCAGCUUUAAUGAUUGGUAAACCUAACGUUGGAAUCCUUAUUCUUGGAGAUAAUUAUUUGAUGGGACCUCGAAACUCAAAUUUCUUGAUCGGUCCAACAGGUUUCAUUUUACACUAUGGGACCCCACUAGAUGGCC